Molecule: messenger RNA, 735 nt
Organism: Striga asiatica
Lineage: Eukaryota; Viridiplantae; Streptophyta; Magnoliopsida; Lamiales; Orobanchaceae
Source: the annotation of a GenBank genome assembly
AUGUGUAAAGAACCGAGAGAGCUAUAUGAAUGGAAUGCCCGUUAUAGGAGCAAGUUCGGGUUUGUCUUUUUGAUUUUUGCCUCGGGUAGAAGUACCCCAGAGAUACUUGCUGAGUUGAAGAGACGGUAUCAGAACAGGCCAAUAGUCGAGUUUCAGAUAGCAGCUCAGGAACAGAUGAAGAUAACCGAGUUACGUGUAUCUAAGCUAUUUUCAGCUGAAAUAACCGAUGGUCUCACCUCCAAAAACCCAUACACUUCUACAAAUGUGGUGACCAAAGCUGGAGAAGACCGUGUGAGCAUCAUAGGGGGACACCUGGCAGGCCCAAAGUCCGAAGCCCGAACGUCGACCCGAACCCGCCCGCCCAUCACGACCCAUAUUCUCGAUGUGGCCCGUGGGGCUCCAGCCUUGGGCAUUGAUGUUCGCCUCGAGAUGUGGGGUGAUAAGCUCACCCGCCCUUUUUUGGGCCAAAAAGAAACCGACUAUUCGGGCUCUUGGAAGCCCGUGGGCCGUUCGACCACGGACAAAGAUGGGCGAGCUGGCGAGUUGAUGGACAUUGUUGAUGACUUGAGCCCGGGAGUCUACCGAAUAAGUUUCGACACUGGAAAGUACAAUCCGAAUGGGUUUUUUCCGUACGUUUCGAUUGUGUUUGAGGUUAGGGAAGGGCAGUCGAGGGAGCAUUUUCACGUGCCGUUGCUGCUGUCUCCGUUUUCGUUCUCGACUUAUCGUGGGAGCUGA